Messenger RNA from Mobula hypostoma (lesser devil ray), 3013 nucleotides. It is a transcript of the gene adgrg4a, whose product is annotated as adhesion G protein-coupled receptor G4a. The transcript has 22 exons. The record is from RefSeq and is a predicted model, not a curated record. Gene Ontology annotation, cellular component: plasma membrane. The coding region runs from base 160 to 2967 and encodes 935 amino acids. Gene Ontology annotation, biological process: adenylate cyclase-activating G protein-coupled receptor signaling pathway; cell surface receptor signaling pathway. NCBI's taxonomy places the organism in Eukaryota, Metazoa, Chordata, Chondrichthyes, Myliobatiformes, Myliobatidae. Gene Ontology annotation, molecular function: G protein-coupled receptor activity.
CAGAUCUGCUGUGGUUUACACAGAGCAGCUGCGAUCUUAUCGCCUUGGGACUGAGAGUUAUUGGAAGUGAGCAGUGAAGGAAGACGUCAGGUGUUCUUGGGCUGACUAACCUGGGCCAUCAGCAAAGCAGUGAAGGAGGAUUUUCUGUGAAGAACGGAAAUGUUUGACGCACCCUAUUCAUCGCAGUGGCCCCUGUUCCUUGGAAUUCUCAUCUCAGUCCACCUACAGGUGACAGAGAAUUUCUUCCGUGCCUCAAUGGUGAUGGUGGUGACCCCUGCAGCUGAUGGACUCAAUAAAACACUGGUGCACAAUGAGACCGAUACCUGGCUGAAGAGCCUCUUCCAUACUGACAUCGUCCUGCUGGACCUGAAAGUGACAGACCAACACAGGGACUCCAGGGUCCGAGGGAUAACCAGCAACUGUCUCAUGGUCCCACCGACACGUGCCUCAUCCCACAGGUAUGGGUGUGAGUUCUGGCUGCAAGCAACAUGCCCAGAAGAUGAAUCUUGGAUCAGGGCGGAGAUCGAAGCCCAACUGAAGAAUGCAAGUUAUGUUGGAGCAAUAAUGUCGCUGGAGGCUGAACCUGGAACCAUCCUCGUCCAUCACUUGGUGCCUGGCAAGUGUCCGCAACACCACUGCGGGACGUAUAUCUGGCCGUCCACGCUGCCCUUGGAGACAGCUCAGCUGCAUCGUGAAGGGUUCUCAGCUGCCCUCUGCCACAGGAAAUGUGAGCUGUGUGAAGCGACUGGUCUAGCUGUGUGCUUAGACCUGGAUAUGAUCGGCUGCCUCACCAUUCCCAGCAGCAUCUGUGAUCUCAAGUCUCUGCAGGUCACUGCCGAGAACAGAGGACAGGUGGCCACAUACAUUCUCCGGCUGACUGAGCAGGCGGAGAGCCUCUCGUACGAGCAGCUGCUGAUCAUCGUGGCCAAGAUUGUCGACAUCGUGGGAGAAGUGCAGCUCAGUGUGGAUCUGGGCAGCGAUAUCCUGCACAUCGUCAACAACCUGCUCGGCAAGGCGCAGAGCGUGGGCCCUCUCUCUGCCAGGAUCCUGAAGCUGAUCGAGAGAGUGGGGAAUCAGCUGGAGUUCCCAGGCAACCAGUUCAACAUCAGCACCAACACGGUGUCCCUCAACGUGGUCAACAUCACCCUGGUCCAGCUCUGGGACAUCGCCUUCGGGGUGCUGUCCUAUAUCCAUGGGUUCAUGCAACAGGUUUACCUGAACGAGACGACCCCAGAUAACCCUGUGGCAUUUAUUUCAUUGCCUGCCACACUGCAAACGGGUUGGUCGAUCACCAGAGUUCACAUUUCCCGGGUACAUUUCCAGUUUUAUGGAGAAACAUCACUCUUUAACGACACACAGCUCAGCGGGCAGGUCCUGAACAGUUACGUGGUGUCGUGCAGUGUCACAGGGGUCAGUGUGGAAAAUCUCAAGGACCCGGUUCGAGUGACCCUGCGCCACUUAAAACCCAAGCAGAGCGGUCAAAAGGUCACCUGUGUCUUCUGGGAUUUCCAGCAGCACUGGGGAGCCGGUGGGUGGAACACGUCCGGGUGCCAAGUUGCGAACACCGGUGUCCUGUUCACGAGCUGCUCCUGUGACCACCUUACUCACUUCGGCAUCCUACUGGAUAUCUCUGGACAAACACUGGAUCCCCUCAACAUGUGGGUCCUCACCAUCAUCACUUACGUUGGCUGCGGAGUUUCAUCCUUCUUCCUGGGGAUUAUUCUGGUGACCUACCUGACCUUUGGAGAUCUGCGUCAGGAUUACCCAUCCAGGAUCCUGGUUAACCUGUGUGCUUCGCUCUUCCUGCUGAACAUGGCCUUCCUGACAAACUCCUGGCUAUCCACGUUCCAGCAGCGGGCGGUGUGUGUGUCUGCGGCCGUAGCUCUCCACUACUUCACGCUGACCUCCUGUAGCUGGAUGUGUGUGGAGGCUGUGCACAUGUAUCUCGCCCUGGUCCGCGUCUUCAACAUCUACACCCCCCACUACAUCCUAAAGCUCUGCCUCAUUGGCUGGGGACUCCCAGCAACGGUUGUCAUCACUGUGCUGUCCGUCAACACCGUUUCCUAUGGCUACCAGGAGAUGAGAUCAGUGGGACCACUGGACAAGUUUUGCUGGUUACGGAACGGCCCUGCGUUUUACACCUCAGUUCUGAUGUACUGUGGCCUGGUGUUCCUGGUCAACCUGGCCCUGUCACUGGUAGUGCUGCGACACAUCUCGGCAACGUGCUUGGCUCAGCGAGGAAGUGGCUCCCAACAUCGUAUCCGGCAACACCUUCGAGCCACAGCUAGCCUCACCGUCCUGCUCGGCCUCAGCUGGGGCUUCGCCUUCUUUGCCUGGGGUCCUGCAAAACUCCCUUUCUCUUAUCUGUUCACCGUCCUCAACACACUGCAAGGGUUCUUCAUCUUCGUGUUCCACUGCCUGAUGAAGGAUAGCGUCCGCACUCAGUGGAGAAUUCACCUGUGCUGUGGUCGCCUGCAACUCACCCCGUAUUCUGCUUGGAGCAAGGCCAGCCUGGGAAUGUCUGUGAGGAACCAGCACGGGGACUCAUGGACUUACUCCAACAAGUCCCGCUCCACUGCCACCUUGUGCUCCGGAUCCAGGAAGAACCUGAUUCUGCCGCAGGACUUUGAAACUGGUUUUGAUUAUAGUAACCAGUGGAACGACCAGAAUAAUUCUUGGAGUGACCAGUGUAACCAGAACUUCAGUUGGACUGACCGGUAUAACCAGCGUACUGGUUGGAGUGACCAGUAUAACCAGUGCUCUGGUGGUGGAGACCAGUGGCGAUGGUCAGUGGGGUUAGACCUGACCCGUGGAUGGGGAUGGGAGAUGGGGGCUGACGUGCCAACUUGCCUUGGGCAGGUGAGGGGGGAGACCCAAGGGGGUGGCAACAAGAGCGGACGAGAGUUGACCCCACCCCGAAUAGGUGGGUGGGAGUCUGCCAUGCAGGCUGCGAUUGCCAGAGAAUGAGACCCUGGUUGACACCCCACCUGUGACUCAGGGCUGGGGAUUGAGG